This is a messenger RNA of Adineta ricciae, 1008 nucleotides long. The record is from the annotation of a GenBank genome assembly. Lineage: Eukaryota; Metazoa; Rotifera; Eurotatoria; Adinetida; Adinetidae.
AUGCCAACCUCAGGCUAUUUAAUUGAUCGAAAAACCAACAAAAAAUAUGCUAUUAAUGGUUGCCCAAAGGCGGAAAGUCCUCCUUCAGAUCCAAGAUUAAAACAAAAGUUUUCCGAUCAUAUUCGUUUCGGUGAAUCUGAACUUCCAUUUAAAGUUGAUCUUCGUGAAGGAAUGACGCCCGUGGAACAGCAAGAAUUUAUUAAAAGUUGCGUAGCGAAUGCUUUUGCUGGUGCUUACGAAUAUCUAUUGAAAAGAACUUACGGCAAAGAAAUUGAUAUUAGCCGAUUAUUUAUUUAUUACAAUGCUCGUGUCAAAGAUCCAAAUUAUAAUGGACACGUACGAGAUAAAGGUUGUUCUAUUACAUAUGCUCUAGAAGCAUUGAAAGAAUGUGACAGUUGUCUUGAAAAAAUAUGGUCUUAUAGAGAACAUCGAAAAGAUACAUGCCCCAGCGACGAUGCUGUUGAGAACGCAGCAAAUUUACUAAUCACUGGUUCGAUGGAAAUUGGACACAACUUGCAUGAAAUGAAAGCAUGUCUUGCGCAGCAUAUUCCAUUUGUAUUUGGUUUGAGUAUCAAUCAACGUGAAUUUCAGGCACAAGGAAAGAAUAAGGGAUGUAUACAAACACCACCUGAGAAUAAACCUCAACCAAAGAAUGGACAUGCAAUGCUAGCUGUUGGUUAUAGUGAAAUAUACAAGACAUUCAUUGUUCGAAAUUCAUGGGGACCAGAAUGGGGUGACAAUGGAUAUUGUUAUAUUCCAUGUAAAUAUAUGCUCAACCAGGACCUAUGCUACGAAAUAUAUGCUGUCGCCAAUUUGGAAGAUUUAGACGAUCUGGAUUCAAAACCUGUCGACAAAGAUGGUUGGUUUGACGAAGACGAAACGAAUUAUCUGGAAGAUUGUGACAAUGAAGAAGAAUACGAUAUUGAUGAUCUGAAAAUUGUGGACGGAGAAACGGAAGAAUCAGAGGCAACUUACCAAGAAGAAACGGAGGAAAACGAAUACAAUUAG